GGCGUGCCGACAGGGCCUCUGGGAAUAGUGACGUCGAUUGAAUAACCGCCAAUCAGCGUGAACCGCAUUAAUUAACGAGUAGUGACCGCACUCUGGUUACCACGGUGAGACGGCGGGUGAUUGAACACAGACGGUGUUUAGUUGCGGACAUUCGUUCAUACUUGUUUAUUUAUCACAAACGAUGGCUCAACUACCUGUAAAUCCUAUUUUCAACUUUUCUUGGCACGCGCUAACGUUAGGGGACAGGAAAUUAGAUGACAAUGAAAGAGACAGGAAGUUGAAUAUGUUCAUGUACAACAUAUCCUCAUCAUCAUAUGGAGAGAAGGUUUACAAGCCACCGACUGAGACUCUACCCUGUAGCUUCCAUGGAAAAUCGAAUGAAUUCUCAGAGCAUCUUCGAAAAAUUGGAAUGUACCGAGAUUAUUCGAUGAAUAUGAGGAAAGACAGCAGUCGAGUCUAAAGCCAAUUGUUUCAUCGUUUAUUUGGAAAGUUAUCGUAUCUUGUAAAUAGUUGAGAAUGGGAUAAG
Corticium candelabrum is the source of this 526-nucleotide messenger RNA. RefSeq names its product piercer of microtubule wall 2 protein-like. Gene Ontology annotation, biological process: axoneme assembly. The record is from RefSeq and is a predicted model, not a curated record. Gene Ontology annotation, cellular component: axonemal microtubule. The coding region runs from base 182 to 460 and encodes 92 amino acids. The transcript has 4 exons. Lineage: Eukaryota; Metazoa; Porifera; Homoscleromorpha; Homosclerophorida; Plakinidae.